This is a messenger RNA of Neoarius graeffei (lesser salmon catfish), 2272 nucleotides long. RefSeq names its product protein shisa-7 (gene shisa7a). The record is from RefSeq and is a predicted model, not a curated record. Gene Ontology annotation, biological process: regulation of short-term neuronal synaptic plasticity; regulation of AMPA receptor activity. NCBI's taxonomy places the organism in Eukaryota, Metazoa, Chordata, Actinopteri, Siluriformes, Ariidae. Gene Ontology annotation, cellular component: AMPA glutamate receptor complex; dendritic spine membrane; postsynaptic density. The transcript has 5 exons.
AUGACUUACAUUUUUACACGUGUUGUUAAGGACUGGGGGUUUAAAAGAGGAUUCUGCAUUGAACAGUGGGUUUAGUCAGCAAGAUAAAAUAGUCUUGUUAGUCACAUAAAGAUGAUGGCUACCUCAGGAGCCCGAACGUGUGUCAUCCUUCUCUUCCUGUUAAUUGCUGCUCCACUUAACACAUCCUCAGCCAGUGUGUCAGAUCCCUCUAAAACCAGAAAUGCACCGAUCAGACCCACCAGCACGCCAACCGUCAGCCCUAGGCCCAGUAGCUGGGGAUUCUUACUACUCCAGUCCAGAGGUGGAGGAAACGGGAGAGGAACUGGGCGAGGGAAAGGGUCGACGGCAUGGCCAGAGACACCACCCAGACCCCAGGCUCAAGUCAUGCUUUCAAAAAAUGCCACAGUCGGUGCCCUGGGUCCUCCGCUCGGAGCAGCACAGGUGGCCCCACCUCCACGCAGACUGGUGGAAGUGGAUGUGUGCCGUGGUUACUAUGAUGUCAUGGGCCAGUAUGACCUUACCUUCAACUGCUCUAAGGAUGAUUUUAUCUACUGCUGUGGCACAUGCCACUACCGCUUCUGCUGUCCAGACCGCUCCCGCCGGCUUGACCAGAACAUCUGCCAUAACUACCACUCGCCAGUCUGGGCCAAUACAGCACCACCAGGGACUAAACCGCCCCAUCAUAUCACUGACCCUGACCUCAGUCGCAUCGAACAGAGCAACAAUACCAUAUAUGUCAUUGGUGGAGUAAUCUCAUUCACUGUUGCUGUGGCUGUGGCCAUCAAGGUGGCCUUUAACAAGGCGUCGCGGCAGGCACGCAACAGGGAGCUCAAUAUGCCCAGAGCUCUGGUGGACAUGUUGCGCCACCAGUCUAGCCCAGUGCAACAGGGUGAAAGAAACAACAGUGUUGCCCUGGGCAGUGGAGGAGGAGAGGGCACUCUUGGGCGGCCUCCUAAAAACCUGUACCCUACUCUGCAGAGCAAAGACAACCGAUUGGGAAAUCUACAGCAUAACUUCAUCCAUACCUCAGGAUCCAGCCCCAAACACACUGCCACUAUUGAGCGUGCACCACGUAUGAACAACAUGCAGAUGACCGCUGGAGGAACACUGAAACCAAAUAAGCACACUAACACCAUGAAGCCUCAGCCCUCGUUUCACCACUCGCUUCAUAACUUGGCUCAGCUCCCACCCUCGUAUGAGGCUGCCAUGAAGCCUGAGCUCAACAGAUACUCUUCGCUCAAACGCCUGGAAAAAGGAGGUCUGGAGGAAUAUUCAGGAUACUGCACCACUAAACGGAGACCCAACAAUGCCCCUCCGUCCUUCCACUCAUCACAGCACCACUUGCCUUGGGGUGGUGACUAUACACUAGGGGGGAGAGGGACACUCCCUACCCAUGCCACCCGUCCUCGCAUACCUCACCCUCAGUCUGCCCCCAGCCAUACCCCUAACCCCUAUCCCUUGGAGCCUCCAGAAACCAAGCCCAACCAGAACUACGACACCCUUUCCAAACCUCCUCGCCGAGUCAAAUCCACAGAUCAGCUCCUUGCCCUCGGGGAUGGCAAUACCUUAUCACGGCUCUCUAAGAACCAGCAGCACCAGUACUACAAGGCUAUGAAUGCUGCAACAGCAAAAAACUCCAAUCCCCAGAACACCCUGCGCAAAUCUAAGGAAAGGCUGCUGAUGUCACCUGAUCAUCUAGAGGAGGAAGUGGGCAUGGGUGGAGUCGAUUAUGGAGGUGGUGGGGGUGGUAUGGGCAUGGGUAUGGGCGACUACACAGUCGGAGGGGGCAUGGUGCCCACUCUACCCCGCGUGAGCCACCAGAAGGCUCAGUCACAGCAGAAUGUUUGUGCCACCCCCUCUCUUGAUCGCCAUCACAUGAUCAAGAUGAACUCACACCCGACCUCGGGCCGCGAGCAAGAGCGCAAUGCAGUUGCCAUGUCAGGUCACCUGGGAGGAGGAGGAGGAGGAGGAGGAACCGGAGGGAUGGGAUGGAGUGAAAUGCAAGGAACCGGAGUUGUCAUGGGCACAGGAACACUAGGAGGUCAUAGCGCCAGGAGGCUAGCUUUUGCUGCAAAAAGGCAAAAUACCAUUGAGCAACUACACUUCAUCCCUGGAGGAGGGGGGAGCAGUGGAAGCGGGGUGGCCUCAAACCAGGGCGUUCGGACGGGGAGCAAAAAUGAAGUGACUGUGUGAAGAGAGGAUGGAGGGGAUUGAGAGAGAGUUAAGGAAAAUGGAGGGUGAGUUUGAGGGUGCGAUGAGUGGGAUGGUAAUG